CCAACUUUCAAGCCCAGAAGAUAAACAUCAGACUCGUGCCAAUGAGCUAGUCUCAUCCUUAUGUACUAGUCUACAGGUUCCUUCUCUGCUCGAUUUAUCUAAAGCCAAAACUUUAUAAGAUUCCUGCUAUGGUCUUUAGCUUAGCCAUUAAUAAACUGCCAAGAAGAACACCACGGCAUUUUCGUCGCUACGUAGGAGUAGCAGAACUGUUGUGCUAUUUCGACUUUAGGUUCCAGUAUUAAGGAGUAGUAUUUCAGGCGGCAGCCUAUGUUCCUGAUCACUAGUGUUCACUUGAUAGAUUACUCGAAUUUAGUUCAACACCGAGUAUGUCGCCCAACUCAGGGAAUGGAUUUCGUAUAAAUUGCUGACUUGGACCCAAUUGCAGAAUGAAUUCUCCGGCUGCUCUCCGCCGCCCGCUUCCCGUCAGCAGCCCAACCCCGAUUAAGAGCCCUCAAACCCCUAAACCUUCGGAAAGGCAACUGCCAUUAACUAAUUCUAGUGCUUCUAAGCUUCCCUGUAAAUUGAACCAUCGUAAUUGGUGGUGUAAAACCAGCACUGCUUGUGCAACUGAAUUUUCUUCUAGACUUCGAAGUGAACGGAUUCUACCGAUUAGGGCUUCUUCGUCGAAUGGUUCUAGGUCGAUUUCCAGUAGCAGCGGAGGCGAAUUCCGUCAGCCGACUGCGGUGGAGUUUAUUACUUCCGAGAGAGUCAAGGUGGUGGCUAUGCUGGCUUUAGCUUUGGCACUUUGUAAUGCUGACCGAGUCGUCAUGUCGGUCGCUAUCGUUCCCCUCUCGCUUUCUCAUGGCUGGCGUCAAUCUUUCGCCGGGGUUGUCCAGUCAUCUUUUCUCUGGGGAUACCUAAUAUCGCCAAUAGCUGGAGGAACUUUGGUGGACCUUUACGGGGGCAAAGUUGUCAUGGCUUGGGGUGUCACUUUAUGGUCAUUAGCCACCUUUCUCACCCCCUGGGCUGCAGAAAAUUCCUUGUGCGCACUUCUUGCCAUGAGGAUGUUGCUUGGCAUUGCAGAAGGGGUAGCUCUUCCAUGCAUGAACAACAUGAUUGCAAGAUGGUUUCCUCAAACAGAACGAUCAAGAGCUGUUGGACUUGCAAUGGCGGGAUUCCAGCUUGGAAGUGCUAUUGGACUCACACUUUCUCCCAUUCUCAUGUCUCAGGGUGGUUUGUAUGGUCCAUUUGUUAUAUUUGGAUUGUCUGGGUUUCUCUGGGUUUUGGUCUGGAUAUCUGCAACCUCAAGCACCCCGGACAAAUGCCAUCAAAUAUCAGCAUAUGAGUUGCAGUACAUACAGAAUGACGGGAACAUGCAAUCUGUCAUAAAGGAUAAAUCAAAGAAAAGCAAAGUUAUCCCUCCAUUUAAGCGCUUGCUUUCUAAGCUACCAACAUGGACUCUGAUUGUUGCAAAUGCAAUGCACAGCUGGGGAUUUUUCGUUAUACUUUCAUGGAUGCCCAUUUAUUUCAAGACGAUAUAUCAUGUUGAUUUAAGACAAGCAGCAUGGUUUAGUGCUGUUCCUUGGAGCAUGAUGGCCGUGGCAGGUUACUUUGCUGGUGUCUUGUCAGACAUGAUGAUUCAGAGAGGCAUAAGUGUGACAUUAACCCGCAAAAUCAUGCAAUCAAUUGGUUUUAUUGGACCUGGGAUAGCUCUUGUUGGUCUAACAAUGGCAAGAAGUCCAUCCAAUGCAUCUGCUUGGCUUACUUUAGCAGUUGGGCUAAAAGCAUUCAGUCAUUGUGGCUUCCUCGUGAACCUCCAGGAGAUUGCACCACAGUAUUCAGGCGUCCUCCAUGGUAUAUCAAAUACUGCUGGUACAUUUGCUGCUAUAGUUGGAACGGUUGGUGCCGGCUACUUCGUGGAAUUAGUGGGUUCUUUUAAGGGAUUCUUGUUGCUUACAGCUUUUCUCUAUUUCUCGGCUGCUCUCUUUUGGAACUUUUUCGCCACAGGGGGGAGAGUCAAUUUUGAUGAAACUCUUUAGAUGUCUGUAUUUCUGAUAGUUUCCUGUUUGCUCGCAUCAUCUUUGUAAAGUAGUUUAUAGAAACGAGAAAGGGUCAAGGAUAUUAACGAACGUUUUCAAUCUAGCAAGUUCUUUUGGUUUCUUGGAUGCAGUACUGUGGGAACUGGGAAGCCGGGAAGGUACUUUUUGGCCAACGAAAGUCCCAAAUUUGUAAAAUUCUGAUUGCCUUGUAUAAAUAGGAUGCUGAUCCAGCGGUCCCUGCAGUACGGAAAAUCCAAUGUAUUUUUGCAGUGUCCAUCAGCAUGGAGAGUGCCGCUGUUUGCUUAAAACGCUUACCAAUGUUGGCUAACUUGUAACAAUCUCGGAUGGCUCUCUACUAAUGUUUUGGAUUUGCAAUUUCAA
Molecule: messenger RNA, 2360 nt
Organism: Coffea eugenioides
Lineage: Eukaryota; Viridiplantae; Streptophyta; Magnoliopsida; Gentianales; Rubiaceae
Product: probable anion transporter 4, chloroplastic
Exons: 8
Coding region: 387-1979 (530 amino acids)
Biological process (GO): transmembrane transport
Cellular component (GO): plastid
Molecular function (GO): phosphate transmembrane transporter activity
Source: RefSeq, a predicted model, not a curated record